AUGGCUGGUGAGAACGAGCAGGGCAAAAACAAUAAACUGCCCUGUAAAGAGGGUCAUAGCGGUCCCACCCAUGAGUCCAUACAGGCUGUGUUUGACCUAAAAUCCUUCAGACCAGCAGAGAACCUCAGUAAUCCCACCAUCACCAACAUCUCCUUCACCCUGUAUGCUGUCCUGGGGGUGAAUGAGAAAACUCAAAUACUCACAACUUUCUUGUGGCUCAGACUGUACUGGCACCAUGAGUUCCUGGUUUGGGACCCUGAUGAGUGUGACGGCGUCACCAGGAUUUCUCUUCCUGUGAAGCAGCUCUGGUCCCCAGACAUCAUCGUGUACGAAUUUUCAACCUGUUUUUGUUUAUUUCUGUGUCUUCUUGCCGACUCCUCCAACCCUCCCAGCGUGGACGAUGAUGUUUCCCAAGCGUGUCCUUACGUCUACAUCAACCACACAGGUCACAUCCGCUGGGACAGAAUGCUUCGGCUCGUCUCAGCCUGCAACCUGGAGAUCUUCAGUUUUCCAUUUGACGUGCAGAACUGCACAUUUACAUUUGGCUCCUACAUGCACACCAUAAGGGAUGUGAGAGUAGGCCCAGCCCUGACCUUUAAAGAAAUGUCUGGAAACUCAAAACGUUACCUGGAGGCCAGUGGAGAGUGGGAGCUUGUGGACAUACUGGGAGAGACUUCCAUCCUCCAGUUUGGGAUUGAUGAGUGGGACAUCAUCACCUUCUGGGUGGUGAUAAAGCGGCGACCAGUCCUCUACGUGGUCAACCUGCUGAUCCCCAGCUCCUUCCUCAUGCUCAUCGACAUCCUGUCCUUCUACCUGCCUCCCCACAGCGUCGACCGCGCCUCCUUCAAGAUGACCCUCAUCCUGGGCUACACCGUCUUCCUGCUCAUCAUGAACGACCUGCUGCCCAGCACUGCAAACGGCACACCAAUCAUAGGUAUUUAUUUCUCAGUGUGCCUGGCUCUUAUGGUCAUCAGUCUACUGGAGACAGUCAUCAUCACUAACGUGCUCCACCACAGCACCAUGAAAUAUCAGGAGGUUCCAAACUGGGUGAGGGUGGUUGUCCUCAAACACAUCGCCAACCUCAUCUGCUACAAGUGGCCGGAGGACAUCGAGCGCCCCUCUGUACAACAGAAGGAUAAACCUGAAAGUUCAAAUAGUUGCUCAGAGUCGUGGAGCAUCCAACCAGCCAGCCAGACACCGGCCCAGCAGCCGGCCCAGCAGCCAGCCCAGCAGCCGACCAGCAGCGAAGGUGUAGUUGCUCCUCCUGAAUUGCAGCAGAUCUGUCAGUACCUGGGUGACCUCCGUGCUCACCUCACCUCACUGCAGAAGGAGAGCGAGCUGCAGGGCCAGUGGUGUCACGUAGGAUACGUCCUUGACUUCCUGCUCUUCCGCAUCUAUCUGCUGCUCAUCACCUGUUAUGCGCUGGUUAUCAUCUCCAUGUGGUGUGUCUGGAUCAUCCCUUCUGAAGAGGAUCAACCCAGACAGAGAAUGACAGAAGUAAAACGUUUUGAGUUAAUCUUCAUCUGUUUCAUGCUGCUUUAUGGUUGUGCAGCAGCAUUGAACUGCACCAGCCCGACUCCUGUAUCCUUGUUUGAUGAACUUGAGAAGGAAUUAUUCUCCAAAAAACUACUGCGACCAGUAAAAAGCUUUUCAAGUCCAAUUAACAUUUCCAUCGGCAUCACAGUGGUGGGAAUUUUAGGAGUGGAUGAAAAAUCUCAAGCACUGACAACUAUCUUAUGGGAAGUUCUGGAGUGGCAGAUAGAGGGAUUGAGCUGGGAUGAGGAGGAAUGUGGAAUUUCAAGGAUCUCUAUCCCUCGAGCAUUGCUUUGGGUCCCAGACAUCCACAUCGCAGAGUUCAUUGAUGAGGACAGAUCUCCCAAAACUCAAUAUGUCUACUUAGACAACACUGGUCAUGUAUUUGAUGAUAAGCCGAUCAGAGUGACCAGCUCCUGCAAAUUAGUGAUCUACAAUUUCCCCUUCGAUGUCCAAAACUGCUCGCUGACCUUUGGAUCAUAUAUACACUUUGCUACAGACGUAAGGAUGAUUCAAAGCACCACAGCUGAAGAGAUCCUGGAGGAGUCCCUAGAUGUGUUGGAGACUAACGGGGAGUGGGAGCUGGCAGGUAUCAGGGUCGCUCCAGCUACACUGGCCUUAGAUGUGGGAAGCUACUCUGAGAUUCAAUACUUUAUCAUUUUGAGACGAAGGCCAGUCCUCUACGUGGUGAACCUGCUGAUCCCCAGCUGCUUCCUCAUCGCACUGGACCUCUUCAGCUUCCUGCUGCCUCCUCAAAGUGUCGACCGCGCCUCCUUCAAGAUGACCCUCAUCCUGGGCUACACCGUCUUUCUGCUCAUCAUGAACGACCUGCUGCCCAGCACUGGAAAUACAACACCUCUCAUUAAUGUUUUCUUCUCCAUCAGUCUUGCUCUGAUGGUGGGCAGCCUGUUGGAGACAGUGUUUAUCACCAACAUCCAGUUCAGCUCCAGCCAGUACAGUGCGGUGCCUAACUGGGUCAGAGUCCUCGUGCUACGAUAUCUAGCUGUUAUCGUUUGUCUCCCUCAAAAAGAGAAGAGCAACCACAUCACUGUCAUCCUCAAUCCAUCUAAUAAAGAACCAGGAAAAGAUGGCAGUGUCCCCAACCUCUCAGCGAUUCAUCUUCAGCCCCUCUUUGGUGACACACAUCCAGUGAAGCCCCCUCCAGACCCUCCAGAGCCGGCCCUGGAAGAACUGAGGAGGCUGGGCAUAAAUCUCGCGGCCAUUCGCCGUCAGGUAGACAAACACUUCCAGGGGAACAAAACCUCAGAGGAAUGGCAAAUGAUCGGGCUAGUCAUCGACCGUCUGCUGUUCGGCCUGUACAUCGUCUUCAUCAUCUUCAGCUUCAUCACCAUCAUAUGCAUCUGGGCCUUGAGCAAUUCAGCCUGA
Messenger RNA from Centropristis striata (black sea bass), 2919 nucleotides. RefSeq lists its product as uncharacterized. Gene Ontology annotation, biological process: regulation of membrane potential; nervous system process; signal transduction. The transcript has 19 exons. Gene Ontology annotation, cellular component: synapse; neuron projection; membrane. Gene Ontology annotation, molecular function: extracellular ligand-gated monoatomic ion channel activity; neurotransmitter receptor activity; transmembrane signaling receptor activity. NCBI's taxonomy places the organism in Eukaryota, Metazoa, Chordata, Actinopteri, Perciformes, Serranidae. The record is from RefSeq and is a predicted model, not a curated record. Bases 1 to 2919 code for a protein of 972 amino acids.